Molecule: messenger RNA, 990 nt
Organism: Ixodes scapularis (black-legged tick)
Lineage: Eukaryota; Metazoa; Arthropoda; Arachnida; Ixodida; Ixodidae
Product: skin secretory protein xP2-like
Exons: 1
Coding region: 1-990 (329 amino acids)
Source: RefSeq, a predicted model, not a curated record
AUGGCUGACUGGUUGAGGGUGGUGUUGAACGACGCUCCAGGAGGGGACGGUCCGAGAGGUGUGCUGGAUGGCACCCCGGGUGCAGGUGGAGCGAAAGAGGCGCCCGGUGUCUCCCCUGGAGUGGGUGGGGCGGAGGAAGAGGCGCCUGGUGUCGCUCCGGAAGCGGGUGGAGCGGGUGAGGCGGAGGAAGAGGUGUCCGGUGUUGCCCCGGGAGCGGGUGGAGCGGUGGAAGAGGCGCCCUGUGUCGCUCCGGAAGCGGGUUGGGCGGAUGAAGAGGUGCCUAGUGGCGCUCUAGAAGCAGGUGGGGCGGAGGAAGAGGUGCCCGGUGUCGCUCCGGGGGUGGGUGGGGCGGAGGAAGAGGCGCCUUGUGUCGCUCCGGGAGCAGGUGAGGCGGAGGAAGAGGUGUCUGGUGUCACUCCGGGAGCAGAUGGGGCGGAGGAAGAAAUGUGCAGUGUCUCUCCGGGAGCGGAUGGGGCGGAAGAAGAGGUGCCCGGUGUCGCUCCAGGAGCGGGUGGUGAAGAGGAAAAGGUCCCCGGUGUUCUUCCGGGAACGGAUGGGGCUAGGGCAGAGGUGCCCGGUGUCGUUCGGGAAGUGGGUCGGAAGGAGGAAGAUGUUCCCAGUGUCUUUCCCGGAGUGGGUGGGCCGGAGGAGGAGGUACCCUGCGGCGUUUCGGAGGCAGGUGGAGCGGAAGCAGAGCCCGGUGGCGCUCCGCGAGUGUACUGGGUUGGCGGGGUGCCUGGUCUUGGUCUGGAAUUGGAUCCCGGUUUCGGUUCAGGAGGCGAUUGUGAGCUCGCCUCGGUGGAGUUCUCGAUGAUGCUUUUGGUCACGAUAACCGGUCCGCGUGUCUGGAGGCGAAGGAGUGUCAGUCCCGCGAACGCCAUCGUGACGACCAAGCAACUCAGGACCACGGGACGGACGAUGUGCAUUAUUCCAUGGCCUGCGGUCGCCUUGACCGCGCCCUCCUGCACGCGACAAAAAGGAAGGCAGUAA